Molecule: messenger RNA, 429 nt
Organism: Onthophagus taurus
Lineage: Eukaryota; Metazoa; Arthropoda; Insecta; Coleoptera; Scarabaeidae
Source: RefSeq, a predicted model, not a curated record
GACGAUGCCUACUACUCCUUGCCAGAGAGAUCUUUUGCGAGAAGCCGAGGACGGUUUGGUUUUUCUAUCCACCGCCUAUCGAUACGAACAUAUAUGGUUGUGGUGUUUUUUUGUAUGAUGUCGGCUGCAGGAUCCGUUGAGUUGGGUUCAGAAUGCAACAGCGACUGGGAUUGCAGGGACGAUAUUCCCGGCUCCAUGUGCCUCAACGGCAGAUGUUUGUGCCAGUCAUAUUACGCAAGAGUGAACAACACAUUUUGCGUACAGUCAACGUUACUCGGAUAUGAUUGUAUGGUCCCGGAGCAGUGUACCAUGAAGGUGGCAAAUAGCAGCUGUCUGGAUGGCGUCUGCCGUUGUGUCGAUGGAUUCCUUCAAUUUAGAAAACACACGUGUCUAGCACGUAAGUAGAUCAACACAUUGAUUUAAUCAUGA